Molecule: messenger RNA, 2399 nt
Organism: Conger conger (European conger)
Lineage: Eukaryota; Metazoa; Chordata; Actinopteri; Anguilliformes; Congridae
Product: neurexophilin-4
Exons: 2
Coding region: 432-1286 (284 amino acids)
Molecular function (GO): signaling receptor binding
Source: RefSeq, a predicted model, not a curated record
AAACAUAGGAGGAAACGCGUUUGCUUUUAUAAACAGCAGGCACGGGGCUGACUGUGGGCGGGGGGCACGCGCUUUACUCCUGAUCUUCUGGCAGAUCGCAGCGUGUUUCCUUAACGAGGUGACUUCGCUCCACCGCAGAAAAAAAUCAAAUAAAAAACUUCACGACUCCCGGAGCAUCCAGCCGUGGCCACAAUCUAUGGAUACAUUUUACACUCGCGAGACGGACUCAAGAAGCUGAUUUGACCUGUAAUAGACUACAACGAUUCAACUUUGAUAUACGCUCAGAAAUACGCCGCCCUCUUUCGUUUUUUCAUUUUUUCCCCGUUUGCCUGCCUCUUGGAUUGUGCGUAAUCCCUGAAUGUCCCUCUGUCUGUAUAUGUUAACCCAGGGAGAUUAAUUACCUCACGGAGGCCCGCGGUUCGGGAGUUGCAAUGAAGGUGUUCUGCUGGACUUUUCUGAUCCUCAACCAGUGGAUUCUACGAAAGGUGCAAGGACUUGAGAAGCAGGUGGCCAAAUCUCUGGACUACCUAGAACUGGGGCCGGCAGGGUCUGUGAUGAAGCCCCUCCCGUACGGGGGAGGGCCGGCAGGGGGAGGGAAGCCCCCUUACCCAAACUCCCGGAUAUUCUCCAGCAUGGACCAGACUCCUCUGAAGGCCAAACCGCCCAGCUACAGCUUCCAGAACCCCUACGCCUGGGCCCGGAACCAGUCCCUCCUGCUGGACCAGACCGGCUACCGCUCCAAACGCAAGCCUUCGCUGAAGACCUCCCUGAAGACCAAGAAGAUCUUUGGCUGGGGCGACUUCUACUUCAACGUGAAAACAGUGAAGUUCAGCCUGCUGGUCACCGGCAAGAUCGUGGACCACAUCAAUGGCACCUUCACCGUCUACUUCCGGCACAACUCGUCCAGCCUGGGCAAUGUGUCGGUCAGUAUCGUGCCGCCCUCCAAGGUGGUGGAGUUUGAGGUGUUCCAGCAGCACCCGCCACCCCCAGAGGUCCAGCAGGCCCGCCAGCAGCACCAGGCCACCAUUGACCCCAAGGAGACCAAGGCCUUCAACUGCCGGGUGGAGUACGAGAAGACCAACCGGGAGAAGAAGCCCAAGCCCUGCCUCUACAACCCCUCACAGACGUGCUUCUCCGAGCACACGCAAUCCCACGCCGCCUGGCUCUGUGCCAAGCCCUUCAAGGUCAUCUGCAUCUUCAUCUCCUUCUACAGCAUCGACUACAAGCUGGUCCAGAAGGUGUGCCCGGACUAUAACUUCCAGAAUGAUCACCCCUACUUUGGAUGAGCCGGAGACCAGAGAGGGGGCGAAGGAUGAAGGAGGAAGAGGAGGAGGAGGAGGAAGAGGAGGGACUUAGUCUGACCUCCCCCCCCAACUCAACUUCCCCUUCAAACUCAAUCUGGGGGUUGAGAAUCAGAGAGGUCCACACCGGGAGAUGACAUUGCUGUUUUCAUGCCACAACUGAAGAAUCUUUUUCUGUUUUAUUUCGGUAUUUUCUCUGUACAUUCACAAAAAAAACAAAAAAAAAAACAUUGCUUUUCAGAAUUUAUUUCAUUGAUAUUGUUCAUUUUAGUUCUGUUUGAACCUCUGGUUUAUUUAGAAGAAGUUGACAAAACGGAAGUUGGUAUUUCACUAUAGUCUCUGGUAUUUGACAUUUGAGUUGUGUCAUUCCAUGUAUGCCAUUAGACUAAAAAGCGAAGGAAGCACUUUGUCUGCCCUGAUCGUCUGGUAUCUCAGCACCAACACAGAAUGUGGGACCAGUAAUGACAGCCUACAGCUAGAGAGGUUGUUCUGCUGGUUUCAAUAUGUAUGGAAAAUAUUAUAUGCAUAUGAAAAUUCAUGUUAAACUAUAACAAAGUAUUAGUGUCAGGUCUUGUUGUAAUGCAGCCGGCUACCGUGAACACAGGGAAUAAAAUAAUAUAUAAAAAUAACAUGACUGUUGAUUGAAUCCAGGUUUGUAUUUCAUUUGAAAUUACUAGCCACAAGUUCCUUUCCCUGAGAGACCCCUGAAAAAGAAAAGAUAUAUGAAUCUAAGGCAAAGCGUGAGAUCCGAGGCAGAACGAGGCCAGUGAUGAGACUGCUGGGCUGAGGCGGUGAUGAGUAGUCUGGCGCUCCCAGCGAAUGAUUGUUCAUAUAACUUGUAAUAGUUAUUUUCUGAUGCCACCUCCUGUAAAAUAAAAUAUAGGAAAGUAAAAUGUCUUUAUUUUUAUCAAAUAGCCUGUCUGUGAUUCAGCUUUGGCUGCAUAAAGCAGUCUUUGGAUAGUUUAAUUAAUAUCACAGACAUUUCUUUGUAUAUCUUGUCCUUUUUUCUGCAUAUUGUUAAAAAAUGUGUAUGAAUAAUUAUUGGAAGAUUUUGUGUGUACUAUGUAACAAUAAAACAUCGUAUAAGGCUGAGUAAAA